This is a messenger RNA of Sungouiella intermedia, 2121 nucleotides long. The record is from the annotation of a GenBank genome assembly. NCBI's taxonomy places the organism in Eukaryota, Fungi, Ascomycota, Pichiomycetes, Serinales, Metschnikowiaceae.
AUGUCCUUUAACUACCCGUACAACCGCCACGACGCUUCUUCCAAUUCGUGGGGGCUGAAGUCUCAGGCGCUGGACCACACGCUGCCCGAUGGUAAUGAAAACAUGGCACUGCUGCUGCUGCUGCUGCUGCUGCAAAGCCCGGGCCUGAUGCCUGGGUUCCGAAACCCCUGGUAUGCUGGACUGCUGGGCAUGAAACCGAAUCACCAGCUUUCCACGCAACAAAUGGCGCUUCUCGGCUCCCGGAAACAGUCUUUUGCCAACCAGCUCCCCACAACCUACGAGAAUGCCAAUCAGCAGUCUUCCUCACAGGCCUAUAUCCAUCCUCCAACGAGAUCGGACAACCCUUUCAAUCACUACUAUACCAACCAGGAAGUGCUGCUCAACCAGUUUCCUGACCGCAGAAUGUCAGCCGCUGUGGACGGCUCUAUGUUUAACCCGUACAAUAACCCUUUUCAGGGCGAUGCGGUGGCUGCUGCUGCCGCUCCAGGUCAGGUUCUCCCGCCCCAUUUGGCUCCGGGCCAGUUUCCUAAUGCUAGUGCUACGGCCCCCAGGCCGCCUGUGGGUCGACGCUCGUCAGUUGCAAUUGGUGCAUCUGCUUACCAGCAAUCGUCCCUAGCAUCUCAAUAUCUUAAUGCUCGUGUUGGCCAGAGUCCAAGUGCAACUCCGUACUAUUCUGCUCCUGUGCCCCAGCUGCCAAUUAGAAGAGUGCCGAGGGCCAUCCGAGUGAACAGUAAGAGUGACUUGAACCCGCGUACUCAUCAUCAACCGAAGUAUAGACGUCGCUCUGUUAACCUGAUGCAUAUCCUGCCGGUCAAUGCCCUCUCCGUGUACUUGACCGAGCUGUACGCCAUGUGUCAGCCGCAGAAGUUCAGAUACCUGAAAACUACCAAUCCCAAGCGUGUCUUGACGAAGCCGUCUGAACCUAAGUUCAACAAUGGUUGUGACAAUGAAGACAGCGAUUACAUUCUUUAUGUCAACGAUAUCUUGGGUCAAGAGGAGGGUAGAAAAUACGUCGUUCUCGAUCUCUUGGGCUCAGGCACUUUCGGUCAGGUUGUCAAGUGCCAGAAUUUAGCCAACCAACUGAUGGUUGCCGUCAAGGUGGUUAAAUCUAAGCCUGCCUACUUGAAUCAGUCCAUCUCUGAAGUGAAAUUGUUGGAGUUCUUAAACCAGAACAGCCGCAGUAACAGCUUCAUUCGUCUUUUAGACACAUUUAUGCAUCGUGAGCAUCUAUGUCUUGUGUUCGAGAUCUUGGCUCUGAAUUUGUACGAACUUAUCAAGCAGAAUCAGUUCCAUGGACUCUCAAUGAAGUUAGUCAAGUCACUCACGCGGCAGCUUUUAGAUGCUUGUGCUCAGCUUAAGAACUUUCAGGUGAUCCAUUGUGAUCUAAAACCGGAAAAUAUCUUGCUCUGCCAGCCAGACAAACCCGAAAUCAAGGUGAUAGACUUUGGAAGCGCUUGCUUCACGAGGCGAACUAUCUAUUCAUACAUUCAAUCUCGAUUCUACCGUUCUCCUGAAGUAAUUUUGGGCUUGCCUUAUACGGAACUGAUCGACAUGUGGUCACUUGGAUGUAUUGUGGGAGAGUUGUUCUUGGGAUUACCAAUGUUUCCAGGAUCCCUGGAAUACAAUCAAAUCUUCAAGAUUGUGGACAUGUUAGGUAACCCGCCUAGACAUAUGAUCGAAGUUGGCCGUAACUCCCUUAACUAUUUCAACAAAAUUCCAGCUGCUGAUCCUAGCGCAAAAGCCACUUACAAAUUGAAAAGCCACGAGGAGUAUUUGGAAUUCGUGCGUUCUUCGAACGGAAGGGAAGACCUUUCAAAGGCAGAACAGCCCAACAAGAACUACUUCAACCACAAACUUCUAAAGGAAAUUAUCAUGAACUACAAAAUGCCAUCGCGCAAGAUGACUCAGAUUAUGAUCGACAAGGAGUAUAAGGAUCGAGGCCAUCUAGUUGACUUUCUUACGAAAGUGCUUAACCUUAAUCCGCUUGAGAGACUUACGCCUCUGGAAGCUCUUAAGCAUCCGUUCGUGUGCGAUUCUCCUCCACCACUGAAGGAAUCAUCAACAUCUCUUCUGCUGUCAAACUCUGCUGCUAAUGAUCCACUCAAAAUGGAGGUUGUAUGA